AGGAAGGUUUCCUAAUGAAGCAGACUUGGUCCUUCCAACGUUGGCGUAGACGGUUCUUUCGGCUCAAAGGUCACAAGCUCUACUACGCUAAGGAUUCCAAGAGUGAAGUCUUCGAUGAAAUCGAUUUAUCAAACCUUUCCUUCGCCGAGUGCAGCACAAAAAACAUAAAUCACAGUUUUCAGGUCAUCACACCAACACGAAGCUUGGUCUUGUGUGCCGAAUCUCGACGCGAAAUGGAGGAUUGGCUGUCUGCCCUGAAAGCAGCCUCAGCUCAGGAUUUCUUUGAACCUGGCCCAUCGGAUCCGGACUUCCUGUCGAAUCACCAUCACUGGUAUGCAACAUCUCAUGCCCGGCCAACGUACUGCAACGUCUGCCGUGAGGCUCUGUCCGGGGUCACAUCCCAUGGACUCUCGUGCGAAGUCUGCAAGUGGAAGGUGCACAAAAGAUGCGCCGCCAAAGCCAUUGCCAACUGCAAAUGGACAACACUUGCGAGUGUUGGCAAGGACAUCAUUGAGGAUAAUGAUGGAAAUAUCCUCAUGCCGCAUCAAUGGAUGGAGGGUAAUCUUCCGGUGGCAGCAACGUGUGCCGUGUGCAAGAAAACGUGUGGCUCCGUACUCAGAUUGCAGGAUUGGAGAUGUUUGUGGUGUCGAGCUACAGUGCACACAGCAUGUCGCCCAAAUAUGCAGAUGACGUGUCCUCUAGGUCCAGCACGAGUGUCCGUUGUGCCCCCCUCAGCGCUCCAUUCCGUUGGAGUGGACGAGGCAUGGGACGUUGUGAAGCCCCAUGGAAGCUUUUCACCCCUUCUGGUAUUCGUCAAUUCCAAGUCUGGAGACAAUCAGGGCGUGAAGUUUCUGCGGCGCUUCAAGCAACUCCUCAAUCCUGCCCAAGUGUUUGAUCUCAUUUCCACAGGACCUGGUCUGGGGUUGAGGUUGUUUCGUCACUUUGACCCCUUCCGGAUUCUUGUAUGCUCCGGAGAUGGAUCAGUGGGUUGGGUACUAAGUGAAAUCGAUCGACUCGACAUGAAUAAGCAAUGUCAGAUUGCGGUGCUUCCUCUGGGAACGGGAAAUGACUUGGCCAGGGUGCUGGGUUGGGGUUCAUCCUGUGAUGAUGAUACCCAUCUGCCGCAGCUGGUGGAACGGUAUGAAAAAGCCAGUACAAAGAUGCUAGACCGAUGGAGUGUUAUGGUGUUUGAGAGGGCUAUUGGUGGGAUUCGAACCCCCAAGAUGUCCAUAUCAAACCAUCCAGACCCUUAUUUGAGCAACGUAGAGGAGACUACGACAUGGCAUCUGCAGGCCCUGCUCGAGACAGAGGACCUGCAAGUGAUAAUAGCCGCUACGAAGGACCUCUGUGACACAGUCAAUACCCUGCUGGCCAGGAUCGGAGACUGUGUCCGGAGUGAUGAACAGCUAGGUAUAAAGUGUGAUAUUCUACGACACAAGCUCGUGAUGCUACUGGACAGUCUCCAGGAGGAGGAGAGUGGCAUCCAUGGAGACGAUGAUCUCGUCAAGACGCUUAAUGACAUUGCCAAGAGAAGCUUGGCUGAAAGGCGCUCCAGCACGUGUGAGAAGGUGCUGUUCGAGAAGACGGAAAAAGACAAGCUCAACACAAAGGAACGUAGGAGUCGACAGAGAUUGGGUGAGAAGGAAGCUCUCCUGUCUCGUGCCAACAGCCUCAAGCGAGCUGUGAGCAAUAUUGUAAAGCAUUCCGAGAGGAUAAAACCACGGCAUUUCCGCCGACUCUCCACCCAAGCUGACAGCUUAAAAAUCCAUACGCCCUCAUUUGAGUCGUCCCCCUGCCCAUCCCCCUCAUUCCAAAUACCACCCAUCAAUAUUAUCUCACCCACGGUCUCGAUGACCCACCUCUCUUGCAUCUCUCCACUGCCAGAUUUACGGCGAGACUCCACAGAUGAGUACUUCUUCAACACAGUUAGUCUCCCGGUACCCACGCAGUUUGCCGACAAUGGUAGUCGCCGAAGUUCAGGGAUUCCCGAAAGUAUUCAAGAACUGGAGGAAGCCAGUAGUCAUACAGAGAAACUGUUCCCCUUCUGCAAAUCAGAUGAGAGACGUAGGUCCUCAUCAACCUCACCACAGACCCUCAAGCCACCCACAAUUGAGAUCAGGAGUGACUUCCUCACCGUAGACUCCAUUCCUGAGCGAUUGUCCUCGGAGCAUAGGCCAUCAUUUGAUGAUGGGGCUUCGGAGGCUUUUGCUGAAUCUCUCAUUGUGCCCAAUAUUGUUGUCCCUGAGAAACCCAGCAAUGUCUAUACCAGUGACAAUAUGACCAUCAUCGAUACAGACGCACCCGAUAGAUCCUCCUCGGAAGAUAUUCCUGGGGAGGCAAGUGACGUACUUUCAGCCAUCAGCAACGAAGAGUGUAGCGUAACCUCUGAGAUCCUUGACAAAGCUCCUGACGUUGAUCCUCAAGGCUUCGUCGCUGAGCAGAUUCAGGAUCUAGAGUCUGAUCGAAUAUGCCACAUCGAUUCGCCGGAAACGAGUGAUACAACGGAUGCUCUCCAUGGAGAGAGUCUAAUGGAUGACAUCAGUUCAGUGCUGGGACAGGAUAUUCUGGGUGCUCUGCAAGACAACACAAUCACCGAGGACACAACAACUCUCUGUGCUCCUGAGAAGCCCAGGAAGAGAUCGCUAAAGAAGAAGCUAUCCUCCAACGGAAAAUCCGUUCAUGAAACUGUAACUGAAGAGAAGGAGAACAAACCUGAUGAUCAACCAUUUGGGUAUGAGAACAUGGUCUUCAAUAUAGAUCAUAGAAAAGAGGAGAAACCUAUCCGAUACUGCAGCCUGGCGCAAUUUGUCGAGGGCAACGAUAUAGCAAGGAAGAGUUUCAAGAGACCGAAAACUGCAAGUGCCUCAAAAAGCAAGACAGAACCACAGGAGUGUGGUGACAAUUUAGACACAAUCAAAAUCCAAAUACAGGGAUCACAUUCCGAUCUAUCUGACACAGAGACUUUCAAGAAGCCCGACAACAGGCGUCACAUCAGCUUCGACGAGUCGUGCAAGAAGGAGUCAGCCGAUCAAAGACCAUCACCGUAUUUUCCCAAGGUAAGUGUAGUCGUGGAGCCCCCUUCCCCGGCAAUUACUAAUGAGCUCCGAGUGCAGCGCUCCGCCGAGAUUCGUCGCCAUUCCAGUCACUCGCCCAGCCUAACGGUUCGCGAGUACGAGAGGGAGCGCGAUCGACGCCACUCCGGUUUCAAUCCCAACCUCCUGGGGCUGGAUCAGGAACACAUGCGCUUCCUCAAUUGCUCCCCAGCAGCUUCGCGUCGGAUUAGUUGUGGUAGUCUGUACAAGCCCAAUGAAGCAUUGCCAAUUGGGUUGUCCAAGGCUAACCUCCUAGGCAGUACGGCGGCCGGAGUGGAUGGGAAGGAUGAGAAAGAUGAGAAGAGUAAACAGGAGAAGGAUGAUCAGAAGAUGAAACGUCUACCCAUUAUCAAUCCCCUCGUUCGUUUGCCCUCAUGGCCAAAUGUUACCAGUGGCACAGGAUUCAUUUCCAAGUGUCUCCUGGCCAAUGCAGAUACCCUCUGUGCUGCAGUAUCGCCCCUAAUGGACCCUGACGAGACCCUUCUUGAAGGGUUCUACGAGAAGUGCGUCAUGAAUAACUACUUCGGCAUCGGGAUUGAUGCAAAGAUCUCCUUGGAUUUCCACAACAAACGUGAGGAGCAUCCUGAAAAAUGCCGAUCUCGUGCCAAAAACUACAUGUGGUAUGGUGUCUUGGGGUCUAAGCAGUGGCUUCAGAAGACCUACAAGAACCUAGAACAACGUGUUCAACUUGAGUGCGAUGGCCAGAGAAUUCCCUUGCCAUCACUCCAGGGUAUCGUGGUGCUCAAUAUACCCAGUUUCAUGGGCGGUACUAAUUUCUGGGGUGGAAAGAAGGAGGAUGACUGCUUCCUAGCACCUAGCUUUGAUGACAGAAUCCUCGAGGUGGUGGCUGUCUUUGGUUCAGUUCAAAUGGCAGCGUCUCGGCUAAUCAACCUACAGCAUCACCGAAUAGCUCAGUGCCAGAGUGUUCAGAUCAAUAUCUUAGGAGACGAAGAUAUGCCUAUUCAGGUUGACGGGGAAGCUUGGCUUCAACCACCGGGAAUGAUUAGGAUCAUCCACAAAAAUCGUUGUCAGAUGCUCUGCCGGAAUAGGAACCUUGAGAUAUCAUUGAAGAGUUGGCAGGAAAAGCAGAGACAGCACAGUAUUAGCAUUGCGAGGGAACAAACUUCCACAACAUCGGACAUAGGGGUGGGAUCCGAUCAGUUCCUUUCAGAGCGGGAGUCCUACCUCCUUCUGAACUUUAUCGAAGUGUCAUCAUCGCUCGUGAAAUGGGUUAAAUUCCUAAUCAUCAGUCAUCCAUCGCUUCAGCAUGAACUGUAUGCUGUAGCUUGUCGUACAUCGGAAGCUCUGGAAGCUAUCCAUCCUAAUGGUAAAAUUAUCGACGGACCUAAUCUAAGGUCGCAACUAGCUGAAGUCGUAACGUGUUCAAGACAUCUGUAUGAGGAGACAUGCGAUCUCCUCCGUGCUCGCGGGUCGAGCCUCAUCUUGCGGGAGGAUUUGGAGACCAAGCUAAGUGUCUCCCUGGCUAACAUGGAGAUGGAGUUGCGAAAGUGUACGAUCCACAAAGACAAAAACGUACCGAAGGCCUACCUUAACGUUCUAGCACCGCACUAUGAUAAUGAUCAUGGUCGUAAAAAGUCCAAACCGUUUUGGUUGCGCUUCCGCAGUAGAGAUAGCACUCCUAACACUAGGGAUCUCCAUACUAGGGAUACUGUGUCCACUUGGGGAGUUACGGAAGUUGCAACCUGGCUUGAAGCUAUGCAAUUGGCUGAGUAUGUGGAUAGUUUCACGAAGAAUGACAUCCGAGGGAAGGAGUUGCUAACUCUAGGAAGGCGUGACCUAAAGGAUCUAGGCGUGACUAAGGUAGGCCACGUUAAGAGAAUCCUGCAGGCCAUCAAGGACCUAGGUGGCGCCUAAAUCGCCAACCCAAAACAUGAACCUAUGUGAUCACUCUUCACCAAACCCUCCCGCCUUCAUCUUGUGAAAUCUUUGUAAAGAGUGUCCUUUCUCCCAACAUUUCCAUUUCAUUGAUCAUCGUUAUAAGAAACCUAACCUUAGAGAAAAUUUCCACGCGUAGAGAUUAUAUUUUCUAUAUCUAACUAUUAAACAAAACAUACAGAGAUACCAUUUUAGAAUAAAGAAAAAAGAACCUCAAUUGUGAAUUGAUUAGAACAAAAAAAAACCAAAAAGAAAAAAUUGAUAAUCCCAAAACGUAUUUAGAUAAAUGAUCCUUAGAAUUUAGUAAACACAAUUAAUUGCAAUUUGAUGUAGAUUUUAUCCCACACUGAGAAUAUAUUCUAAAUUACCAAGCAAUUAAACAAAAAUUUAAUAUUUCCUCCUUUUUCUCUUUCCAAUGAUUCAUACCUUUACCAAAAACAAAUUUAAGAAAAAUAUAUAUUUAAAAUUAUUCAAAGAGAGAGAUAAUCUCAAUAAAAGCUGUAUAAAGUUAAACUUGUAAGAUUGUAAAUUUUAAUUAGAUCCUAGGAAAGUUUAUUUUAUCGAAGAGGUUAUAAAACAUCGCAAAGAAAAACAAUGAGCCCCUAAAAGAAAGAACAAUAUAAUUUUUCCGCAUGUCCCGUCUCUAUCUCUCUCCGUUGGACUUUUCACGAAAAAUUAUAUUGUUUUCCAGAGCGAAAAAAUGAAUUUGUUGCAGUAUAUAUUUGUAAGGCAACCCAGAGAUUAAAUUAAAGAGAUAUUGUUAAGUAGAUAAUUAAUUAAAAAAAAAGAAAUUAUAGUGUUUAGUUAAGCAAGAGAAUCAACAUUAAAUUAACAUUUAAGAAAUUCCUAAUACUGCGAUAAUCAAAUUGAAAAUUUUUUGAGUGAAUUUGAUAGGAAAGUUUGCUAGUAGAGCGAAAAGAAAAGACGUUUUCAACGAAUUUUAUUUUCUAUAUUUUAACAUAUCACAAAGUUCUACGCUAUUGCCCCAUGAAAGAACUUUGAACGAGAGAGAUUAUACUUUUCUUAACCUUAAAAUUUUAUAAAAUCUUUUUUAAAAUGAUCUUUAAAAGAAUUGGCCACGCUCUCUUUAAGCGUUCUUUACCAAGGGAAGGUGUUUCUGAGACAAUAUCCGGAGUUUUAAAGCAACUCUUUAGUUUUUAAUAUUCUUUUGAAUAUUUUUAGUUUUUGGAAUUUUGAAAAAUCUUUGUUUAAAAGUAAAAAUUAUUAUGCAUAACCUUCAAAUUUGACAUAUCUAUCCGAUUGUGGGCAAGAUUGUCAAAGAAGUUUCAAAAUUUAAGGUUAUGGACGAAAAUUAAUAAUUGAGGUUAUGUCCCACUGUGUUAACCUCAAAAAACCUAUUAUGCAACAAAAAACCCUAUUCUUAUUUAACUCUUUCCGGACCGCAGCAUAAGCUCCAAGCCAAUUUCACAAUUUUUUAAUCAAAAAUAUCUAAGCUCAGGAAUUAAUUGAGGUCCUACAAAAAAUAUCAUACAUUAGGACAUCCUUUCAGUUUGUAAUCAUCCACAAGAAUCGGAUUUUUAUCAGUUAUAAAUAAUUAAAAAACAUCGUUUUUCACAGAAUAUUCAUAUGCUGCUUUGGGUACUCAGAGUCCCAAAAGAGACGAAAGAGUUAACCAAAAACCUUUGAAAACGUUUUAUUGGUUAUGUUUAAUCUAACGAUUAACCUUCAAACUUCAACAAAACGUUCCUUAUUUUUUUUAAUUGAAAAUGAAUACAGGGACUUCCGCUUUCAAAGAAAUUUGCAGGACUGAAAAAAUCCCACGAAUUCACUCGAGUGACAGAAAAAUUGCAUACUCACAGGAGAAGUCUUUGGAAUAAAUUAGGGGAGUUACGGAAACGCCAUUCGCCAUUCCGACGUAUUUUCAGCGCCAACAUAUUUACAUAAAUUUAGGGGCAAUACAAAGGUAAUUUAUGCAAUUCAUAUCAAGUUCUUUCAAUCCGUUUUCACUUAAGCCGAAACUCUCUGUAGAAGUUCUUACCUGAAUAAUUUUAGAGAUUCUAACCAUUUACUGGAGGUCCCGAAAUUAUGUACAGUCUUGAGAAUGAAGUAAAUCGUACGAAAUGGUUUUACGCAUUCUGUGUCAUGUUUUUGGAAGAAAAUUCUGAUAAAAAUUGCAAUUUUAUUUUUACCUCUUGUUCCUCAAUUGUAGGAGGAUGAUUGAAGUAAUGGCUAAAUCCAGCGAACAUAGUUAGCUGAAAAAGACAGCGUUUUCAGCAUAUUUUUGCUAAGUCGAUCAGCUGACCGGUCAGCAGUUCUCGAACAAAAAGUCCUAACUAAAUAUGUGGAAAUGGCACUGCCACGCGAGUGCCGUAUAAAGAUUACCAGAAUUCAACUCAAGAUGCAUACUUUUCCAGCUGAAUUGAUAGUGGCUUAUAUAUCGUGCAACAGGAAUAACUUACUAAUUCGUUAGCUUUUUCCGGAAUCCAAAUUCUAAUUUUAUUUCCCGAUCUUGACAUAAUAUUGCCUCCCAACGUGAAGUAAAAGGUUACGUUCUAUAGUGUAUAUUAUGUUUUAUAGGUUAUGUGUUUUAGUCCGGGUUGCAUAAAAUUCUAAACUCAGAAAUAGAACAAGAACUCCAAAAGAGCUUUGGUUUCACAGUAAAACAUAAUAAAUAAUUGGCGUUUUAAAACUUCGAAGUUUGUUUGAUCUGCAUAAAAAUCUACUAGAAUUUUUUGGUUAAGUUUCAGAGGUUAGAAUUAGAAGAGUUAGAAGAGUUUCUAAUUUCUGAUUCUGAAAAAGGUAAAUUAUUGUGAAAAAAUUUAAAAUUAUUCAAAAAUGUUGCUACAAAUUGAUUUUCUUAGGUUAUAGUCAUUAUAACCUUACAAGAAACUACAGUAAUUUUUUGGUUAUAUUUUCAAGGUUAGAAUUUUUGAACAUAUUAAGUGCAAACUAUUCAAAGUAUCCUUGUUUUUUCCUAUUUGGGAAUUUAAAUUGUCCAGAAAAAACAUGGUGCUUUAACACUCAAAAUAUGGUAGAUAUUUUCUUAGAUUAGAGUCGUUAGAGUCAACAUAACUUCAUAAGAAAUCUAUUGCAAUUUAUUGGUUAUCAUGAGUGUUUACGAUCAAAAAUAAAGUAAAAAUUUUCUGAGGUUAUAUUUUCAAGGUUAGAAUUUUGAGCACAUGAAAUGCAAACUAUUCAAAAUAUCCUUGUUUUUUCCUGUUUGAGAAUUUAAAUUGUCUGGAAAAUGUUUCAACGAUAAGAAUAUGCUAGAUAUUUUCUUAGGUUAGAGUCAACUUAACCUCAUUAGCCAACUAUUGCAAUUCAUUGGUUAUGAGUUUGAGAUUAAAUUUUGUGCAUAAGAUUUGAAAACCAUGAAGAAAUAUCCUUAGUUUUUAUUAAUUUAGAGUGUUUACGAUCAAAAAUAAAGUAAUAAUUUUGUGAGGUUACAUUUUCAAAGUUAGAAUUUUAGUAUCAUUUUUUAGUAUAUUAUUGUUUUUUUCUAUUAGAGAAUUUAAUUUUUCCAGAAUCUUUUAACGAUCAAAAUAAAGUAGAUGUUUUCUUAGGUUAGAGUUAACAUAACCUCAUAAACCAAUUAUUUCAAUUUAUUGGUUAUGAUUUUGAGAUUAAAUUUUGUGCAUAAGAUUUAAAGACUUGUGAGGUUAAGGUUAACAUAACCACGAAUUUUCAAAUAACUUCUCAGAGUAAAGAAUGAGUACCAGGGUGGCUAGUAUCUCUUCGUUUUUAGGUAAAUAAAAUAUCCCGAAAACGUUAGAAAAUAUUGGUAUUAUAGCAAAUUUAAGGUUAAUUUCUCAAAUGUCUAUAACCUCAAAGAUUUUUCAAAAUUCCGCCAAAAUAAAUGUAUAAAUUACAUUCAAUUGAGCCCAAUUGAUCUAGCUGUGUACAUUGAACUCUCAGUAACACCUAACCUUGCUAUUCACGCAUAUCUUGCGUAUAAAAUUAACUUCCUGCGAAUUUUGGGGCUAUAGAAAAAUUUUCCUUUGGUCUCUGCACACCUCAUUUGUUUUCACAGAGACACUUUGAAAAAUAAUACCAUCGGAGAAGAACAAGAAAAGAAAGCCUGUGAGACAGAGAUCAUUUGUGAAGAAGAAAAAUAAACACACUCUUUGAAAUUCAGCUGCAAAGAAGAAGCCAGAAAAGUGAGAAAAGUGGCAAAAAUAUGACGAAAAGAAAAAAAAAGAAAUUUGAGAUAAAAUGCCUUUUGACGUGCUGUUAGUCCAUGAAAAAAAAGAAAAGAAAAACUAAUUAAAAAAUUAUAGGAGUACUACCUAAAAGAUAUUUCCUUUUUUUUCCUGUGUAUGACAAUGAAAAAUUGUUCCACAAACAUUCCAUGAAUAUGAAAAUUUUCCGUAUAAAACCGAGAUUAUAUAGUAAAUACCUUCCCAUCCUAUAUCCAUUUCAGCGCAAUUAUUUUUCAUCUCUCAUUCUUGAAGCCAUCAAAAAAGCUCCCGCCUCCCCCCGCCCCAGUUUGAGGACCAAAAACCAACGAAAUUUACAUUUUACUUUAUUUACACUCCCUUUUGUGUAUUCACAACACAUAAGUAUUGUACGAAAAGUGGAAGAAAAUAGUCUUGUACAACCAAUCUACAAAAAGAAAAA
Phlebotomus papatasi is the source of this 9566-nucleotide messenger RNA. Its product is annotated as diacylglycerol kinase eta. Gene Ontology annotation, biological process: lipid phosphorylation; intracellular signal transduction; diacylglycerol metabolic process. The coding region runs from base 15 to 4967 and encodes 1650 amino acids. The record is from RefSeq and is a predicted model, not a curated record. The transcript is spliced from 12 exons. Lineage: Eukaryota; Metazoa; Arthropoda; Insecta; Diptera; Psychodidae. Gene Ontology annotation, molecular function: protein binding; ATP-dependent diacylglycerol kinase activity.